This is a messenger RNA of Poeciliopsis prolifica (blackstripe livebearer), 2770 nucleotides long. RefSeq names its product trophoblast glycoprotein-like. Bases 515 to 1747 code for a protein of 410 amino acids. Gene Ontology annotation, cellular component: plasma membrane. Lineage: Eukaryota; Metazoa; Chordata; Actinopteri; Cyprinodontiformes; Poeciliidae. Gene Ontology annotation, molecular function: protein binding. The record is from RefSeq and is a predicted model, not a curated record. The transcript is spliced from 2 exons. Gene Ontology annotation, biological process: negative regulation of canonical Wnt signaling pathway.
UGUCUUUGUUUGAAUAUGUCUAAGUUAUUUAUUCAUUAUUUGCAAGCAAAUUAUGAAUGCUCUGUAAUUUUGCAACCUGGAAUGUCACUGGAGCAGGACUCACCACUAUGAACAGAUCUGUUUUGAAAGCGAUCUACCUACAUAGCUACUGUUUAAUAAUUGUUUAAUUUUGUACGUUUCGCAAGUAAUUGUUAAUAUUCUCCCGCUGUGUCCUCUGUCAGACAGUGGUGUAGGUCAGUGGCUGUGGGCGCUCUAAUCUAAUCGUCCUCUGUACCUUUAAGGGAGCCACAUACCUUUUUUUAGCAAGCAGAUUCAGUUCGAUAGGAGCAACCAUCAAUUUAUGGGAACCCUUAUUCCCACCGUGGAGCAGAUGAGAAGGCACUAUUGCUGGAACAAGCAGCUUUUCCCACGAACGCAGUGUUAGAUUGGCGUCAGAAGGAAAAGGUCACAUUUUUCUCUGCUGUCAUUUUCCUCUGCAACUUCUUUGUUUCCAAUUUUUUCCAAUUCUGCAGACAUGUGCCUUUUGGCAGCUUGUGUUUUUCUAGGAGUUGUCCUUUUACUUGCAGCCUAUCAGUGCUCGGCGUGUCCUUUAGGCUGUGAAUGUUGUGCGGUCACCCACACGGUGAAGUGUGUCUCUAAGGAUCUGCUCGUAGUGCCACAAAACAUUCCAGGAUAUACCCGGAGUGUCGUCAUCACAGGGAAUAAUAUACAUCAAGUGGGACCAGAUUCGUUUACAGAACUGCAGAAUGUCACCAACGUCAUUUUAAGCAAUAACAGGAUCACAGAGUUGGCCUCCCACACCUUUGCCGGCCUCACCAGCCUGCACUCCUUGGACCUCAGUGGUAACCAGCUGGCACUAAUCCACCCAGAGGCACUCAAUAUACCCGGAAGCCCCCUUCAGGAGCUCAAUCUGAGCCGCUCACUGCACAACUUCACCGCCCUGACCGACCUGACCACGGCUCUCCGCUGGGGCGGACUCUGGGGGCUCCGCCGCCUCGACCUUUCUGGAAACCUCCUGGCCCUUCUCCCGCCUGGCAUGUUCUCCCACGUUCCCAAUUUGCAGCAGCUCUUGCUCAGGAACAACUCCUUGGUGACUGUCUAUGCGGGGACCUUUUCCGGCAUAGACCAUCUGGAGACCCUAGACCUGACGCACAACGACUUCGAGGCAUUCAGGCUCGACGCACUUCAAGAACUAGAGAGACUUGGCAACGCUCAGAUCUUUCUCGGUAACAACCCGUACACCUGCUCCUGUGAGAGUCGGGACUUUGUGACCUGGCUGAAUAAAACCAGAGCCCGGGUGGAUGCUGACGCGGUCAGAUGUGCAUCACCGGAGGCGCUAGCCGACACCCGGCUGCAAGGGCUCACCGUCCAGGCCAUUGGUUGUGUAGUUCCAGUCCUGGCUGAGGUAGCUGACCUCACCUUGCAGACGUCAUACGUUUUCCUGGGGGUGGUGCUGGGCUUUGUCGGCAUGGUUUUUCUCUUUGUGCUGUACCUGAAUCGAAACGGCAUGAAAAAGUGGAUUAUAGAAACGAGGGACGCGUGCCGGGACGUUCUGGAGGGCUAUCACUACCGGUACGAGAUAGACUCUGACCCUCGGUUGGGUCACAUCACGGCCGGCUGUACCCGGCCACAAAGGCAUUUGGGACAAGGGGUGUCCCAACAGCUGCCAAACGACACGUGUAUAGUCCAAGCCCCGACAGAAACACAAGUCAAACCAGUGGCAACCUCUCUUACUGUGAACUCGUGAUCUUGGAGUUUCAUUGAAAGAAUAAAAGAUACAAGUGAAUUUUUUAAUUAAUUAGGAUAUCAGCCAAUGAUUUGUUUUAGUUUAAAAAUUCAGUUCAAAAAGUAAAAGUCGCAUGCAUUGCCAAGAGUGAAAUGUGUCGAGGGGUUAUUUGUUUAAUUUUUUAUAAUUAUGGAAAAUGUUGACAGGUUUCCACAGUCAGGGUAAGCUACAGAAAGGUCACUGCAAGAGAUGCUGGAUGCUUUGUCCUAGCAUGUCAAAAUGUGGGGAAAGAACAGGAACAGCAGCACUCUUUUUCAUCAAUAAAGAAAGCACAUUUUAUAUUUCAUUCGAAAAUCAAGGUUCCAGAAGGAAGGAGAGGAGAGGAUUGCUGCAUUGUGGCAAUAAUUCAUGCAAAAGAAGCCCCAACAUAGCCCUCAGUGGGUGAGCUGUACAGUACGUGAAAAAUCUUUAUGAAGCCAAGAUUUCUGUAUAGAAAAAAAAGGGUUUUGUUUAUAUUAUGUAAUUUUCCAAUUUUCUGAGAAAUUUACUUUUGGGGUUUAUCUAGCCAUAAAUCAUCAAAUUGAAAAGAAAUAGGUGGCUGAAAUCUACCACUUGGUGUGUAAAGAUUAAAGUUGCGCUCUUUAAGUGAAAUGAUUUAAAUGACCUGAAAAAUAUAUAGAGAGGUGUACUUUUAGAAUUUCAAUAUAUUUAUACUCGCUGUGUAUCCUUUAAACUUCACCAUAAAAAGUGCCUUUGUGUUUUCUUAGGCACGUGAAAAUAAUCUCUAGAUAGUUUCUGCUUUUUAGAUAAACGCUCUUGUUUAUUAGUUAGUCUUAGCGUCAUAACUACACACAUUUGGAAACUUCACUACAGGUAGCAUCGACGGCAGCUCAGAAGCAUGGAUAAUGCAUGAAAAAGCAUAAAGUAUUAAAAUAUGUCUUGUAUUAUUAAUACUGUUGUAAAGUUUCGAAGCAAAAAGUUCUCGGAUGACAUAUUUUUGUUGCAUUUGUCUUUUGUUUCUUCACACGUAGCACAACAUGUUAU